Messenger RNA from Sphaeramia orbicularis (orbiculate cardinalfish), 4108 nucleotides. RefSeq names its product G protein-coupled receptor 137c (gene gpr137c). Lineage: Eukaryota; Metazoa; Chordata; Actinopteri; Kurtiformes; Apogonidae. The coding region runs from base 514 to 1866 and encodes 450 amino acids. Gene Ontology annotation, biological process: positive regulation of TORC1 signaling. The transcript has 8 exons. The record is from RefSeq and is a predicted model, not a curated record. Gene Ontology annotation, cellular component: lysosomal membrane.
UAUUUGGGAGACUUAGCUCUGAAACUGGGCGAAAUCUGUGGAUCCACAUUUAGCUAUACUGCGCAAAAAAUGAGCGCAGUCUGACACCAAAAUGGCGGCCUGAGGAGAGCCAGUUUCCAUCACUAUUGAGAGCAAGGGGGCGGGUCCAAAACUGCAUCACAGCUGAUCUGGAGGUUUUUUUUCCCCCCUCAAGUUGUUUUUUGCAGAGAGCAGCUUUGCAGGGAUUCACAAGGGGACCUCUCUCUUGUUUUCUUUCUCUGAUUCUUAUUCUUUUCAACCGAGCCUCAUUUCUUCCAUCAGGAGUCCUGUUUUUCAACCCGACAUCGGAUUGAAACCCCCGCGCAGUUUCAUUAUGCCACUUCUUUUCAGAAUAAACUGCUUUUAUCGUAAUUUUUCACUCGAAUACCCUCGUCUUUUUGUUAUCCACGGUGAAUUUAACACAGGUCUGACCCACUUUUAGUGCUUUUGCCUCCUUCAGUGCAUCCCAUGUGUUAACACAAGCCAUCAGAGGAGAUGUUUUCGGCAGGAGAGGAGGUCAAUUCCCAUUUGUUUACCUCACUAGAGGAGUCCCCAGGAGCUGCAAUCUCCCCUACCCUGGAGCUCAGCCUCACCACCAUCUACACCGUCCUCUAUUCCUUCCUGUUUGUUUUCGUUUACCUGCAGCUCUGGCUCAUUUUGCACUACGGACACAAGCGCUUCAGCUACCAGAGUGUGUUUUUGUUUUUGUGUUUGCUCUGGGCAGCUCUCAGGACGACCCUGUUCUCUUUUUACUUUAAAAAUGUGGUGCAGGCCAACCAGCUGCAGCCUCUGGCCUACUGGCUGCUCUACUGCUGCCCUGUCUGCCUGCAGUUCUUCACACUCUGCCUGCUUAACCUCUAUUUCACACAGGUGAUGUUUAAGGCCAAAGCAAAGUAUUCCCCCGAGCUCAAUAAAUACAAGGUUCCUUUGCGUUUGUUCUUCCUCUGUCUCAGUAUAUUUUUCCUGGUGGUGAAUUUAACUUGCGCAUUGUUGGUGCAAGGGGCUCUGGAGCGCUCUGAAUCCCCAAGCGAUGGGGGCGUCAGACAUGCAGUUCUGGCCCGGGUCCUGAUCAACGACAGCCUUUUCGUCCUGUGUGCCAUCUCUCUGGCCGUCUGCAUCUUCAAAAUCGCCAAGAUGUCCUCCGCCAACGUUUACCUUGAAUCAAAGGGGACAUCAGUGUGCCAAGCCACAGCCAUAGGAGCUGUAGUGAUUCUGCUGUACACGUCCAGAGCCUGCUACAACCUGGUGGUGGUGACUCUGUCACCGCAGGAUAAGCCCAGCCCCUUCAACUACGGCUGGUACAGUGUUUCUGAUCAGGCAGAUGUGCAGGAAAUCAGUGGUGAAGCCUACAUUAUGUUUGGCAUCAUCUUAUUCUUCUGGGAGCUGCUGCCAACAAGCCUGGUGGUGGUUUUCUUCAGAGUCCAAAAACCCAACCAAAACCUGGCUCCAGGAGGGAUGAUCAACAGCCACAGCUUCAGCUCCAGAGCUUAUUUCUUUGACAACCCCAGACGAUAUGACAGCGACGAUGACCUGUCCAGAAGCAUUACCAGUAGAGCUGACCGGGGCAGCCUCCUCUCCACCACCCCUCAGCUGGGUACAUCCAGCUGGUACGGCUCCAUUCAGCGUAACGGGACCCUGUCUGCAGGUGUGGCGUCCACCCAGCCCUCCUCCUCCACAGCCCCGCUUCUCUUCGCCUACGGAAACAUCCAGAGUCACCAUCACCACCACAACUACUACUCCACCCCGCAGAACAACAACUACCACCACCAUCACCACAGUAACUACUACUCAACACCGCAGAAUUAUUACUGUGGGUCGCAGACGUAUUUCUGCACCCCCCAGAAUUAAUCACGGACCGUCAUAAAGAUUGACUCAUUAACAUCAUCAUUAAAUCAAAGCAGGAGUGACAUUGCUCAGGACCAAGUUGGACAUAAAAUGCUGAUGAUUAACUGUUCGCAAUGUCUUUAACCAGCAUGCGUGGACCAGAAGUAAAACAAUCAAAUGCCACAUGGACCAGAGUUUUGGAAAUCAGCAUAACCUGGAUCUGUUCCGUUGUAUGUUUUGGUCAGAUUUCUGAAACUGGAAUCAUCAGGGACUAAAUCGUCAUCUUUCACCCUCAAUCUGUAAAUUAUCUUGUUAAAACGCUCUUCAGUUCUGCACAGAAAGGGGCCAUCCAGGAGUCUUGCAAAGCUAAAGUGGCUAAUGCAGGAGCUACUUGUCAGCCAACAGACUAUUCACAAUAUUCACCACACACUGGUCAAACUGUGACUUGGGAUCAAAAUGGCUGGUGUGAACAUCUGUAGCAGGCAGAAAGACACAAAGUCUUUACAUAUGUCAAAGAUUUUAGACAUUUAAUGGUACUAAUCUGUCAUUUUUGAGGGGAUUGUUUGCAAGCUUGUUUCAUAGAUAAAGAUGCUGGAUGUCUAUGGCCUGUUCCACCUGAACCUGAAGGAUAUGCACCCACAAAAGCUGUUUUCUGGCAGUUCGCACUCUGAGGUGUUUACAUUGACAGGAAUUAGCGAUUGCUGAUUUGCCAUUGGCUGCAGCUAGGAGCUAACUACAGGCUGUUAUGUACAUCACCAAGACUACAGGAUUUAUAUCCUCAGUACUAUUUACUCACGACUUUCUGUUGUUCAACAUGUAAAAUAGCCAUUUUCCAAUACCCACAAUAUACUGUUAGUAAAAUACUGUUCAGUUUUCUCCCAGUAUCCACAAAUAUCCAUAACUACUGCAAACAAGAUAUGCCUUGUUCUGAUAAAGCUGCCAUAAGCUCCAUCAGUGACUAAUGUGGUAAAACAGUGCAAACCUAAGUAUUACAAAUUCACACUUAAGCUGCACAAUUACAAGUCUAUACAGCUGCUUUUGACAAAACAACUCUGAAUGUGUUCAUAAUGUUCAACAGCAGCGACUUUGUCCAGGCUUAUCCACAUCUAUCUAUAUUUUGGAAACUGUGACCAACAUUAGAUGUGAUUUUUCAUAAGAGGGGUCCUUUUGGACAGUGUACAAUCGAUUGAAAUAAUUAUAUAUAUAACUGAGAUUUUUCACUCAAAAAAAAAAGAGUGGGAAGGGACUCUGAAGCAUAUUUUUGGCCAAAAACGUGUAGCUUAAUUUGAUCCUUUGAGAGGCGUUUUGCACUCGUAUGAAUCCCUUAUAGAAAAGAGGCUUUGUGCCUGAAUGUAGGAUUUCAUUUCCUACCCUAUUUUAUGUAUUUUCCCUGGCAAUCCUCUGUAUUUUAUAUUUUACUAUUUAUCCUUUUGUGAAAGGAAAUAUCGAUGUGCCAUCACACUAAGUCAUAUGUAAUGGUUUCAUUCCUUAAGGAAAAUAUUUUUGCACAAGAAAUGUUUAAGUGUUUGUGUGUGUCCAAGAUAAUAAAUUUCUAAUCCAGCGUGUCAUGUUGAGUCGGUAUGUGUGACAUUAGAGCUCUAGGUUUAGUGCAUUUUACAUGUUUGGUUUUUUUUUUUUUUAUAUAUAUCUUAUAUCAAUUUUAUGUAUAUCAUGACAAACUGCAGCUUAUGAGCGAUAUUUGUCAUUGGUGGAACAAUUUCAUAUGUAAUUAACAGACCAAAAUUGAACUUUAUCUACAUUACUGUUGGACUGAAGGAAACAAAUGGUGCCCAUAUGUUCUGAAAUGACACUUUGUAGUUUAAAGUCUUCACACAUCGUGAAAUAAUCUGUAAAUGUCACCAUGUUAGCUCUUACUUUCAAAUGAAAAAGCUAAAUUGUGACUGGCUCUGCAUCAGCUGUGAGAAGCAGACAGCUGUGGAUGCGUUUAAGGCCGUCAUUGUAAUGAAGACGUUAAGUUCUCACUGUUGGGUCCAGCUAUUGUUUAAAAAGUAACAUUUACAGUGCAUGCUUCUACAUAAAAUUGCAAGAACUCUGUCAUAUUUCCUUUCCAAUGUGAUAUUUGUGUAGAAAUGUUCUCUGCUCUAUCUGCUAUAGAUAGCAAUGGUUAUUGUUUUUAUUCUGAAUUGUUUUGUUAAUGAUUGUUUUAUCUGUGGCAAUACUGAAUGUAACCUACUGUAUGACAGAUCACUAAUGAUGUAUGCAAGAAAAGCACUACCAUGUUGAAAUAAAGGCCUACUGCACUGUU